GACUAGAGGCGAACCCCGGGGACAGACCGGUCUCCCGUCGACCCUAGCUUCUCUCCCCGCCCCCGCGGGCCCGCUCCUCCUGCAGAAUGACGCUGGACGUGGGUGCGGAGGAUGAGCUGCCCGACUGGGCCGCGGCCAAGGAGUUUUACCAGAAGUACGACCCUAAGGACAUCAUUGGCAGAGGAGUGAGCUCUGUGGUCCGCCGUUGCGUUCAUCGAGCUACUGGCCAUGAGUUUGCGGUGAAGAUCAUGGAAGUGACAGCUGAGCGACUGAGUCCUGAGCAGCUGGAGGAGGUGCGAGAAGCCACGCGGCGAGAGACGCACAUCCUUCGCCAGGUCGCUGGCCACCCCCACAUCAUCACUCUCAUCGAUUCCUACGAGUCUUCUAGCUUCAUGUUCCUGGUGUUUGACCUGAUGCGGAAGGGAGAGCUGUUUGACUAUCUCACAGAGAAGGUGGCCCUCUCAGAAAAGGAAACCAGGUCCAUCAUGAGGUCUCUGCUGGAAGCAGUGAGCUUUCUCCAUGCCAACAAUAUUGUGCACCGAGAUCUGAAGCCUGAGAAUAUUCUCCUAGAUGACCACAUGCAGAUACGACUUUCAGAUUUUGGGUUCUCCUGCCACUUGGAACCUGGAGAGAAGCUUCGAGAAUUGUGUGGGACCCCAGGGUAUCUAGCGCCAGAGAUCCUUAAAUGCUCCAUGGAUGAAACCCACCCCGGUUACGGCAAGGAGGUCGACCUCUGGGCCUGUGGGGUGAUCUUGUUCACACUCCUGGCUGGCUCACCACCAUUCUGGCACCGGCGCCAGAUCCUGAUGUUGCGCAUGAUCAUGGAGGGCCAGUACCAGUUUAGCUCGCCCGAGUGGGAUGACCGCUCAAACACCGUCAAAGACCUGAUCUCACGGCUGCUGCAGGUGAAUCCUGAGGAGCGCCUGACAGCUGAGCAAGCCUUACAACACCCCUUCUUUGAGCGUUGUGAAGGCAGCCAACCUUGGAACCUCACCCCCCGCCAGCGGUUCCGGGUGGCAGUGUGGACAGUGCUUGCUGCAGGACGAGUUGCCUUAAGCACCCACCGUGUGCGUCCACUGACCAAAAGCGCACUGUUGAGAGACCCUUAUACGCUGCGGCCAGUGCGGCGCCUCAUCGACAGCUGUGCCUUCCGGCUCUAUGGGCACUGGGUGAAGAAGGGUGAGCAGCAGAACCGGGCGGCCCUCUUCCAACACCGGCCCCCUAGACCUUUUCCCACCAUGGGCCCUGAAGAGGAGGGGGACUCAGCUCCCAUCACCGAAGAUGAGGCCCUGCUGCCACUGGGUUAACCCCUCAGCCUUGGGGAAUCCCAGAAAAAGACUCUCCAGGAGGAGGAUUUUUUCAUUCCAGCCCUUCUGGGCUCUGGCCUCAGGCCACCCUGCCUGGCUAGGUGCACCUAUAAUCAUAAAGAUCAGCUCUCUACACCCAUUACCACUGGCCAAGGCUUUGAGAUCAGAGGUGAGGUAGAAGGAAGCCACUCAGAAUGCCAUGCCUGGCCUUGUCAGUGCUGCUAUGCA
Messenger RNA from Talpa occidentalis (Iberian mole), 1535 nucleotides. It is a transcript of the gene PHKG2, whose product is annotated as phosphorylase kinase catalytic subunit gamma 2. Gene Ontology annotation, biological process: glycogen biosynthetic process; protein phosphorylation. Bases 87 to 1307 code for a protein of 406 amino acids. The transcript is spliced from 10 exons. Gene Ontology annotation, cellular component: phosphorylase kinase complex. The record is from RefSeq and is a predicted model, not a curated record. Lineage: Eukaryota; Metazoa; Chordata; Mammalia; Eulipotyphla; Talpidae. Gene Ontology annotation, molecular function: ATP binding; phosphorylase kinase activity; calmodulin binding.